Molecule: messenger RNA, 385 nt
Organism: Paramecium octaurelia
Lineage: Eukaryota; Ciliophora; Oligohymenophorea; Peniculida; Parameciidae
Source: the annotation of a GenBank genome assembly
CAAUAUGGGAACUUGUUAAAUUCAAGCUCAGAAUCAAGACAAAUAAAAAGACCAGAGCGAUGUCGCACCAUCCUCGAAUAAUUACGUCGUGUAAUUGAAACUUACUCCUCUGGUUUGUAAUAUUAUGGGAGACGAUGAUAAAAUGGAUGAUUUAUACUUUGAUAUUGAAAAAUAAAUCUCUAUUAACUAAGUAUAAAUAAAUCAAUAUAAGAGGAGAAAGUUUAACCUGAUAAUCAGUGCAGCUAAUUGCAAUUGUCUUCGAAAAUACAAAUAACUCAUGAUCCUUCUUCUCAAUCAUUAGAUCAGUCUUAAUAAUUUCCGAAGUCCCCAAGGAAAAAUAAAAAUCUGAAUGCAAAAUUUAAAGAGAUGAUUUUUUGAAUCCAGG